AUGCAUUACUUUUUAAUUUUCGUUUUCUCGCUUGUUUCCGCUAAGAAUGCGUUUGUAUCUACACUUACAUCGGACUCUUUUUUGUUAGCGGCAAAAGUUUUAGGUAGGGCUUAUGAAGAAAAUACAGUUUUUAAAGGAUAUUCGAUCCGAAAGUAUCACCCAGGAUCGGAGUAUGUAUUGGUUUACACAGAAGAGGUUUCCAACGACACCAUUGAUGUGCUCAGUCAUCAUAAUAUCACUACCCGGCUGAUGAAACGACUGGAUGGUCCGUACGCUGCUACACACAAGGGGAACAAAUAUCAGGUAAUUGGAAUUCUAUAAUUACAUAUUGUUAUGGUUGUAAGUACACGAAGAUCCAUUUGUGGUCUUUAAUUGAAUACGAGGUGCUCUUCCACCUCGAUCUGGAUACGAUUCUAUUGGAUAAAGUGGAUGAAGUUUUCGAAUGCGGUAACUUCUGUGCUUCUCUUCGACAUUCUGACAUGUUCAAUGCUGGAGUGUUUGUUCUGGUUCCAAACAUGAAAGUAAUAAAUAUGUUUAUCGUUAAAAUCUGCUGUAUUAGGUGUAUGAAGAUAUGCUCGGGAAAAUGAAAACGUCAGAGAGUUAUGAUGGAGGUGAUCAAGGAUUCCUGAAUGGAUACUUCUGGCAAGUUAAGUUCUCGGAAAUGUUGGGCUACAAUGAUUCGAAAUGUAAUCACAAGAUACGAAGGCUCCCCUCGGCUUACAAUUAUGAUGUGGGAAUGUACUACCUCAGCAGUAAGACGCUGGUAACACCCAAGAUUAUACAUUACACUCUCGGCCCCAUCAAACCUUGGCAUUGGAUCGGAUAUCCGAUAUUUGAUUUGAAUGGGAAAUGGAACGAGAUGAGGCUGGGAAUGCAUCACCAGUACGGUGAGAUGUCGUCUCAGAUAUAUGGCGGCUUUUUCUCAUUGAUGAUGUCUGCACUUUUUGUAAUCAUCCUCCAUAUCGCCUUAGGAAACAAGAGACAUUCCUUCAGAAUUCUGAAGCCAGCCAAAACAGAAAUAAGGGAACGGUUUGGAGUUUUAGUAAGUAUUGUAUUUGUGGGUAUGGCGGCUGGUGUCUACAAUACUCCCGAAGACAUUUUGCCUCAGUUGGGAUGGCUACAUUAUACUGCAUAUUUCGUAAGUAAAGUUUAGUUGAAAUUACCAUGAAUGAACAUCCUCGGUUUAGAGUUUGACUACCUCCACCAUGUCAAUGUUAUACUCGAAAUACCGGCGAUGCGGGCAUUACAAUGUGAUGUCAUCGUUCAUUUUAUCCUCAUUUAUCUUUGUUUUCCACUUUGUUUCCUGGUUCCUCCUGGCAUCCGUAUCUUUACCAGCCUAUAGAUACCUUGUCUGUUUGUUAGUUAUCCCCACAUUUUUUAUUUUUCUCUUUUAUAUUCUCCAUUUUCUAAUCUUUUUUCGAGUUACAGUAAUCUCCAAAAGAGGGCCGAUGGACGAUCACAUUGA
Bursaphelenchus xylophilus (pine wood nematode) is the source of this 1465-nucleotide messenger RNA. NCBI's taxonomy places the organism in Eukaryota, Metazoa, Nematoda, Chromadorea, Rhabditida, Aphelenchoididae. The record is from the annotation of a GenBank genome assembly.